GUUCUUUUAUUUACUAUUGCAUCCAUUUAGUUGGUUUGUGUAAUGGUUUUGAUGGCAAUUGUUGGCACUAUGUAAAAUUUGCUUCAAAAUUUUAUUCUUCAGUUAGAUUUUUGAUCAACUGGGCUCAGUCACUCCAUACUUCUUUUAUUGUAGAUGCAUAAAUGAGUGUAUAAAUGAUUGUUAGCGAUUAACUUGAAUUGCCUUAACUAACAACAGUCAAUGUUCAGUUCCAGGAAUUUUACAUGAUUGAAUUUCUUUAUAAAUAGUAAGUUGAAAUAUUUAUUUACUAUCUUCAUGUUAAUGAUUUAGUCUGGCAUUUGAAUUUAGUUUAUCCUUCAAAUUAAGAAAUGAAGGAAGGGCAGAAUGGUGUGAAUUGGAUGUUGUAUGGAGUGGACUUUCGCUAUUAUUAUGCAUUCUAUAGGCAGAUGCUAAUGAAAUUAGUAGUUCAUUUUCCACUUAGUGUGUUAGGUGAAUUUGUUCAUCGUACUGCAAUUAAAAUUACCUAUAUGCUUGUACUCUGUCAUAGUAUUCUGUAUAUGAAAGGAUGUAGAUAAUUCGGUACCACACACAAAAUAAAAAAGGCAGUUAAAUCCAGCAUUGACAAGGCACUUCAAUCGGUCCAAUUCACUGUCCAUGAAGAUGGCAGCUCCUCAUGUUACGUGGUUGUCAGCAAUACUUCAGAAUACGUGACUCAGAAACAGCAUCCAUCCCUUGUUGAGUUCCAGUGGGGGUUUGAGGAUAUGUUUGAGAGAGAAAAACAUCUUUUUUGAAACAUAAACCCCCAUUCUCAACAUUUUCUUUGGCGCAGGAUUUUCUUGGGAUAUCCAUACUCCCGGCUAAUGGAUGCACUCUUCAGAAUUCCAUUUCCUGCCUGUGACGAGCUUCCUCUUCUUGUUCUCAGGAAGAGUCACUCUCAUCUGCAAUGGCACAACCAUACCACAUUUUUCUCAUUGCCUUUUCAUUCCUCAUGACUUUUGCCCAGCCUUCAAUUUCAGACAUGUUUCAACGUAGAAACAUUGCCGACCUCACAGCAGAGGCAUCAGAAUAGAUGGAGAAGGCUCUCUAUAUUCAUUGACCUACCAUGAGACAUCCACUUUUGGAAUCUUGUUCCUUGACAUCACUUAGUUCAUCACACAAGGGUUUGCUUUUAUUUAUAUGGAAGAUGAGAGAGAUGCAGAAGAUGCCAUUCGAGGGCUUGAUCGGACUGAGUUUGGACGCAAGGGUCGCAGACUUCGUGUUGAAUGGACAAAGCAUGAACGUGGUAUUAGAAGACCAGGCGGCGGUUCAAGAAGACCUUCUUCAAAUACAAGACCAUCAAAGACCUUGUUUGUCAUCAAUUUUGAUCCAUACCAUACCCGGACUAGGGACUUGGAAAGGCACUUUGAGCCAUAUGGAAAGAUAGUAAGUGUAAGGAUCAGAAGGAAUUUUGCAUUUGUUCAAUAUGAAGCACAGGAGGAUGCCACCAGAGCAUUGGAAACUACAAAUAUGAGCAAGUUGAUGGACCGAGUUAUUUCAGUUGAGUAUGCAGUUCGUGAUGAUGAUGAUCGGAGGAAUGGACAUAGUCCUGAUAGGAGUCGCGACAGGUCACCUGAUAGGGGCAGAAGGAGAUCCCCAAGCCCUUACCGAAGAGAAAGGGGAAGCCCUGAUUAUGGUCGUGGCUCUAGCCGCAGUCCUUAUCGGAGAGAAAGGGCAAGCCCUGAUUAUGGUCGUGUUCGCAGCCCAAGUCCCUAUAGGAGAGAUCGUCGCAGCCCUGAUUAUGGACGGGGUACUAGCCGUAGUCCUUAUAAAAAAGAGAGUGGUGCUGAUCAUGGCCGUGGCCCUAGCCGUAGUCCUUACCGAAGAGAGAGAGGUAGCCCUGAAAAUGGCCAUGGAUCUAGUCGCAGUCCAUAUCGGAGAGAGAAGCCAAGCCCUGACAAUGUUCGUGGACCCAGCCGCAGUCCAUAUGGAAGAGAGAGGUCUAGUCCUGACAAUGGUCGUCAAGGCAGUGGAAGUCCCUAUGGAAGAGAAGGUAGCCCUGACAAUGGUCGUGGCCCUAGCCCAAAUUCUAUGCCUGAAGCUAGGGACAGCCCCAAUUAUGGUGGAGCUGAUAGCCCCGACAAUGACAGAUACCGCAGUCGCUCACCCCCGGCCGAUGACUGAAGAUGAUCUUUGAUUGCCUCAUUGUCGGAUAGCAGUAGCAGUUGUAUGGAAUUUGUUCCCGUUUAAACUCUGAUGUGUACUGCCCUCUUAUGACUACUGUGCAGAAGUUAAAUCAUAAUCUUCUGCACGUGAACCCGUGAUGUAGUUUAGUUCGUAGUUUAGUACUUCUGUUUUAGCGCAAAACCAAAUGGAUCUUUAAUUUCUGUCAAUGAACAAUUGAGACCCGUUAUGGAGUAUGUGAUUCAUGUGUUUCCCUGAUUGUGCUUU
Molecule: messenger RNA, 2406 nt
Organism: Pistacia vera
Lineage: Eukaryota; Viridiplantae; Streptophyta; Magnoliopsida; Sapindales; Anacardiaceae
Product: serine/arginine-rich splicing factor RS40-like
Exons: 5
Coding region: 1156-2139 (327 amino acids)
Biological process (GO): mRNA splicing, via spliceosome
Cellular component (GO): nuclear speck
Molecular function (GO): RNA binding
Source: RefSeq, a predicted model, not a curated record